AUGUCUUCUGACUCGGAGAAGGUGCGCGAGUGGCUACGCGCCAGACUCAAUGAGGGAGUGCAUGCUACUGCAAUCUUGAAGAAACUUGAAGAAGCUGCACAGAGCCCCGCAAAACCCUCUUCCGACACGGCACAGGUCCCUUCGGCAAAAGCUUCUUCGUCUCAGGAGGAAUUUCGUCUCUUCGGCCAAAGGUUAGACCCUCGUAUCGAUCCGAUCGGCGCCAUCAUCUUCAACGUUGUGUCCGAAUCUUCGGCGAGAAGACGACUUGCUCGCAGUGUGGCCAGCGACUUACAAAGCCACAGUGGCAUCUCUGCUCCCGGCGAACAGAACAGCGAAGUCAAGCCUCCACAGACCGUCAGACGCCGUGUUGCUCAGACCUUUCCCCGCAACACCAAGACACCCCUCUCGGCCAGACUCGGAGGCGGCGAUGCCCAGUCCCAGCUCCAGAACCAGCAGACUAUCUCCACGCCCGUAAUUGAAGACGACGAUGACGACGACAACGACGAUGAUGAUGAUUACGUCGAGAUCCUCAACGAAACCCCCAGUCUCCGCCGCUCUAAGCGUUCGCGCGUCUCUACGGAAGAGCAGGUAGGAGCCAAAAAGAAGCAGAAGAGAAAGAGUGCAUAG
Aureobasidium melanogenum CBS 110374 is the source of this 627-nucleotide messenger RNA. RefSeq lists its product as uncharacterized. The record is from RefSeq and is a predicted model, not a curated record. The coding region runs from base 1 to 627 and encodes 208 amino acids. The transcript is spliced from 3 exons. NCBI's taxonomy places the organism in Eukaryota, Fungi, Ascomycota, Dothideomycetes, Dothideales, Saccotheciaceae.